Molecule: messenger RNA, 3990 nt
Organism: Platichthys flesus (European flounder)
Lineage: Eukaryota; Metazoa; Chordata; Actinopteri; Pleuronectiformes; Pleuronectidae
Gene: arf3a
Product: ADP-ribosylation factor 3a
Exons: 4
Coding region: 1258-1803 (181 amino acids)
Biological process (GO): intracellular protein transport; vesicle-mediated transport
Cellular component (GO): cytoplasm; plasma membrane
Molecular function (GO): GTP binding; GTPase activity
Source: RefSeq, a predicted model, not a curated record
UGGAACGGGAGUUAACGGUGACCCGCGGCGGAGUCAGCGCUGUUUAAACGGCGCGUAACGCUUCCUGGUAAAUUAGCGGUCGACGACCAGAGGCCGACUGGUGCCGCUCGUCGUGACCGCACGGGGGGGAUUACGGAACACCAAUUGACCCGGAGGGAUUUUAUUUCCCGCAACACCGAAGACACCAGUUAAAAUGUUUACUGGGUGUAGUUAUGUCAUCGAGUUGUGAAAACGCGAUUUGCCGCAUAUCCAUCCACUGGCUGUGCAGCAGGAGCCCUCAUGACAGGUGCACACGGCCGCUGCAGCUCCGACGGGCUGGAGCUCACAGCUCCACUGCGUUCGAUCCCAAAUGAAUGGGCCCCGAGCUCCUCAGUGAGUUCGACCCCCCCACUGGGAUGAUCAGUGUGACAGAGGAAAGUGUCCCAGAGAAGAGAGUGAUGCUCAGCCUGCCCCACGGUGAACCCCGGUGCUGCCUCUCCUCUCUCAGACCAGCCUCUCAAACAGUGUGUGUGUGUGUGUGUGUGUGUGUGUGUGUGUGUGUGUGUGUGUGUUUGUGUUUGUGUGUGUGUGUGUGUGUGUGUGUGUGUGUGUGUGUGUGUGUGUGUGUGUGUGUGUGUGUGUGUGUGUGUGUGUGUGAGUGUGUGUGUGUGUGUGUGUGUGUGUGUGUGUGUGUGUGUGUGUGUGUGUGUGUGUGUGUGUGUGUGUGUGUGUGUGUCUGUCUGUGUGCGUGAGCACAAGUUGCCUGCAGAGUUGGCCUGUUAAAGAGCCCACAGCAGGCUGGACCACAGACAAGUGCUCCCAGGCUGUGUGCACAAACACACCCUCGGCCGCUGAGGUUGUGUGUCACAUAAUGUGAUAUGAAUUGAUUGUUACACCGGUGUUUAUUCGGCUGCCAGCACACAGCAUAUAAAAAGGUGGUUACCCUGCACCACUUGAAAGCCGAUCCACAUUACAGGGAUCCAGUGCGGCGGGCUGUUUCCCCAGUGAGCUGUCAGUGCAGAGCAGCAGCCUUCGAGGCAGGUCAGCGGCCUGCCGAGGUGUGAAGCCUGCCUUUUACUGGCUGCUCCUCUGAGGCGGCUCGAAGCCAUAAUGAGGCUGUGAUGUUGAGGGCCGCCUUGUGAAGAGCUGCUGCAUCUCAAUGUGUGUUUCCUCUCUGUGUGUGGGUUUGUUCGACUCGGCUGCUGUACAGAAAAGUGGUCCCUUCAGCUCGCUGUUCUCACAGUUCUGUUGCAGUUGGGUUGAGAGCCGCCAGUCGUCAUGGGGAACAUCUUCGGGAACCUGCUGAAGAGCCUGAUAGGCAAGAAGGAGAUGAGGAUCCUCAUGGUGGGGCUGGACGCUGCCGGGAAAACCACCAUCCUCUACAAGCUGAAGCUCGGGGAGAUCGUCACCACCAUCCCCACCAUCGGUUUCAAUGUAGAGACGGUGGAGUACAAGAACAUUAGCUUCACCGUGUGGGACGUUGGUGGCCAGGACAAGAUCCGUCCCCUGUGGAGGCACUACUUUCAGAACACCCAGGGGUUGAUCUUUGUGGUGGACAGCAACGACCGUGAGCGGGUGAAUGAAGCUCGGGAGGAGCUGAUGCGGAUGCUGGCGGAGGACGAGCUGCGGGAUGCCGUUCUUCUCAUCUUUGCUAACAAACAGGACCUGCCCAACGCCAUGAACGCUGCGGAGAUCACAGACAAGCUGGGCCUGCACUCCCUACGCCACCGCAACUGGUACAUCCAGGCCACCUGCGCCACCAGUGGGGACGGCCUCUACGAGGGCUUGGACUGGCUGGCCAAUCAGCUGAAGAACAAAAAGUGAAGGGUUCAAGUCAGUAAGAGUGGGGAAAGGGCCUGGGGACCAACUCCAGGUAGUGGUUCUAGUGGAUCCAUUGGGUUUACAUGGAGAGUCAAUGGAGACAAGUUCCCGGGGGGUAACUCUCAAUGGCUUUCCCCCCCUCAAAAUAAUUAGAUUAGAUUUUAUUUCUUUGCUUUGAUUCAUUUCAUUUGUUUGGAUCUGCGCUGAGCGUUUCUUAAUGACUUACACUCUAUAAGCUGAAUACAUAAAUAUCAGGAUGUAAUAGUAUAAUGUUACUGUGAAGGCGUAUAUGUAUUUCCCAUACUUGCAGUCUAUGGCCUAUGAGAUGAAUCUAGAUUCAUGAUGGAAGAGCAACCCUCCCUCAGAUACUUGACGUAAUCUAGGAUUGUCAUAAUUUCCUAAAAUUCUCUUGGGAUCACUAAAGUAUCUAUAUCUAUCUCUCUAUCUAUCUAUCUAUACAAUAUAGUGGGAUUACCAUUAUUAUCUCAGACUCAUUAUCGGAGUCACAUUAUCAGUUUCUGUCCAAACAGAUGUUUCACCCAUCACCAAAUUUAUAUCUUAAAUUUAAUUCCUUAAAACUAAAUCUGCUAACAUACUGGAAAGUCUUAAACAAUAUUUAUUUUUAUUUAUAUAUUUGUCAACAUUUAUUUAUUUAUUCACACGUUUAUUUAUGGUAAUCCAUCAUUUUUUUCCUCUCCCUUUAUUGCAAUGUGCAUUUAAUGGUAAGGCAGCUGGUUUAAAAAAAAAGAAAAGACAAAGAAGCCUCCGUAUCAAAUGUAUAAUACUGCUUCCCAAUGUGCAUGGAGAUAUCCCAGUAUUGGCUCCUGGGCUUGUGAGAGCUGUGAACUGCUGCAGGCCGCUGCUGUAAAUAAAGAUUUGUUCUUAAAUCCAACUUGCCAGGCUCAGUGAGGGUUAGAACGGUUUGUCUGGCGUCAGCUAGGUGCGACAGCCGAGCUGAUACAGAUGACAGGAGAGGCGCACUGUGCCAGCUCUGUGGCUUAGGGGGGGGUGAAUGGCUGCUAUUGGCCUGCAAGCAAUUGGCAGAGUGAUGCAGCAGAGCAUGUGAUUGGCAAUAUUAGAGAGCUUACAUGUUUUUUUUCGAAUGUGUCUUUUUUUUAAGAGUCGGUUUGUGCAAGCAGCGACACUAUAUCUGUCAGAAGAAGUCACACUGCUUGUCAUCCGUAUUUUAUUCACCUCUAAUUGGCGUGACAUCAUACGUGUUUCUUGUGUUGAUCCGUUAACCACGUUGCACAAAAUAACUCGUUAUUGUUGUACAAAAUGUAGAGUCAGAUAUUUUUUUUGUAUUUCUGGAUUGAGUAUUUAUUUAUUUUGGAGAAAGAGGCAAAGUGUUGACUUUAUUGUUGUUUUUAAUUAAUUUGCUAACUAGUUCAGACUGUCGUCUUUUUGAGUGUUCACAAAUCACAUCAUUUAACACUAACAGGAGAGAGGGUGAUAGUAAUAAUACUGCAUCAUAAGGCAUGUUUAUACUGUACAAGAUCUGUAAUAAAAGUGAAUUAUAAUAGCCUGUUUCCUCAGACUAUAUUUGUUAGUCUACAUUACUGCUGCUGGUUGGAACAACGCUGUACUGAUAAAUGUUAUGGAUAUUGUGUAAAGUUUACCGAACAACCUUCAUAUAUGCAAAAAAGCAUGCUUUUCUAUGUCAGCGCAACUGUAUAUAUGUUUAUGUAAAAAGAAAAGUAUAUCCUGGUGUUCGCGGUCAAAUGGAACGUGCUGUUGAUACACCCUGUAGAUAUUGGGUUCAGUGUGUUGGCAGAUAUGUUUAAAUGACAGCAGCUUGUGUGUGUGUGUGUGUUUGUGUGUGACGUGCCCUUGAUUACUAGUGUGGUGUGUAAAUUGUUUUAUGUGGCCUUAUUUUGCCAGUGGUUCAGUUCUCUUUGAUAACAGGUUCUGUAACACUCAUGGUACUGUUGUGGCUGAGCGUCCCUCUCCAAGUGGCUAUUGGCAAAUUUUAACUUUAAGAAAAAAAAAAGACUGCACAACAUUCCAGCUGAUAAUGUAGGCUCACAAAGGAAUGAAACUGAAAAUGAAUUUCAAUCCACUUAGUGAAAUCUGAUCAAGUGGAGGAAAAUAUAAAUAACAACACAAACUGGGGCAAAAGUGUUGAAUAGGAUGAUGAUUUCUGGCACUUCACCACCGAUCAGUCAAUAAAAAGACCAAACUUCAAAUUUG